AUGGCUCUCGGCUCCAACGCCAAUCCGUUGUUACCUCUCUCUGGAACUUCGAUUCCUUCCAAUUAUGCUAAUAGAAAUCUCAAAUCAUUUUCUGAUUUCUAUAAUCCAACCUUCAUCCCCAAAUUCUCUGCAAAAAAACCGUUGUUUAUUUGUAAUUCGCGCCAACCAUUCUCACUAAGAAUCAGAGCUCAAACUUCAAACGCCAGCAAUGUUAAUGUUAACGAAGAUCAAAUUUCCGAUUUUAUCAUCGAAGACGUCCCUCACUUGACAAAUUUUCUCCCUGAUUUACCGUCAUAUCCAAAUCCAUUGAAAAAGAGCCAAGCUUAUGCCAUCGUCAAGAAAACAUUUGUCAGCCCUGAAGAUAUGGUGACACAGAAGAUUGUUGUUCAGAAGGAAAGUCCUAGGGGAGUACACUUUCGACGUGCAGGGCCUCGAGAAAAGGUUUAUUUCACUUCGGAAGAAGUGCGUGCUUGUAUUGUGACAUGUGGGGGUUUAUGCCCUGGAAUCAAUACAGUGUUACGCGAGAUAGUAUGCGGUUUGAAUUAUAUGUAUGGAGUUGAUGAUAUACUUGGAAUUCAGGGAGGAUAUAGAGGGUUCUACUCUAAAAAUACCAUUAAAUUGACGCCUAAAGUUGUUAACGAUAUCCAUAAGCGUGGUGGCACCUUCCUGCAAACUUCAAGAGGAGGUCAUGAUACCAACAAGAUAGUUGACAAUAUUCAGGACCGAGGGAUAAAUCAGGUUUACAUAAUUGGAGGGGAUGGUACUCAAAAAGGAGCAGCUGCAAUUUAUAAGGAAGUUGAAAAGCGUGGUCUUAGAGUUGCAGUAGCUGGGAUUCCAAAGACAAUUGAUAAUGAUAUUGUUGUGAUAGACAAAUCUUUUGGUUUUGAUACUGCUGUGGAAGAGGCUCAGAGGGCUAUAAAUGCUGCACAUGUGGAGGUUGAGAGUGUAGAAAAUGGAGUCGGAAUUGUGAAGCUUAUGGGUAGAUACAGUGGGUUCAUUGCUAUGCACGCAACCUUGGCUAGUCGAGACGUGGAUUGUUGUUUGAUUCCGGAGUCCCCAUUCUAUUUGGAAGGCCAGGGCGGGCUCUUUGAAUUUGUUGAACAGAGGCUGAAAGAAAAUGGGCAUGUAGUUAUUGUGUUGGCUGAAGGAGCAGGGCAGGACUAUGUUGCUCAGAGCAUGCAUGCAUUUGAUGAGAAAGAUGCAUCAGGAAACAGGUUACUUUUGGAUUCUGGCCUUUGGUUGACACAAAAGAUUAAGGAUCAUUUCACAAAUGUUCAGAAGAUGGCGAUCAAUAUGAAAUAUAUAGACCCUACGUACAUGAUUCGAGCUAUUCCAAGUAAUGCAUCAGAUAACAUCUACUGCACACUUCUUGCUCAAAGUGCCGUGCAUGGAGCCAUGGCAGGAUACACAGGCUUCACUGUAGGGCCUGUAAACAGCAGACAUGCUUAUAUUCCAAUCAAUCGUGUCACAGAGACUCAAAACACGGUGAAGUUGACAGACAGGAUGUGGGCUCGACUUCUGGCAUCCACGAAUCAACCUAGUUUCGUACAAUACUGUGAAUUAGCGUGUCUCUCGCCCUUUCACCAGGCAUUGCCGAGUUCUGAUGUGGUGUAUUCAUUGUUAGUGAAAGCAGGUCUAGCUGAUCAGAUUUAA
Messenger RNA from Fraxinus pennsylvanica, 1653 nucleotides. NCBI's taxonomy places the organism in Eukaryota, Viridiplantae, Streptophyta, Magnoliopsida, Lamiales, Oleaceae. The record is from the annotation of a GenBank genome assembly.